AUGCCUGUUCACUUGUCUUGGAAACGUCGUGAAGAAGGAACUGAUCAUUGGAGUGUUAAAAAUCAUUUUCCAAUUCCUUUCUCGAGCGAGCUUCAUCAACACUUGGAACAGUUGAAUUUAAAGAUGCCUCUCGGAGUGGUUGAAACCACUUUGGGAGAACAAUUUUAUUUCCAGAGGAUCAACCACAAUGAGUUCUUGGGACAUCACAAUUUAGCUUUAAUCGCUGAAAUUAAGUUUAAGAACAAUUCUCAUAACCAUGAAUUGUCACUAAAAAUUACACAAAGCGAUGUCACAAACAAAGUCAAUGUUGUCACAAAUGAUUGCAUUCAACAUGACAACACAACUAUAGAUGAAGCUCAAGCGUUGAAAGAGAAAUGCGAAAAAUGCUUUAGUAUUUUGAAAUAUAGACAUCCUCUCUUGUGCUCAAUUCCUACACUAAACGAUUCUGUGUUGAACAAGAAAUUUGGCAAGAGAAUAUUAACGCCGGAAACAGCUAAAGAUAUUUGGGAAAGAGAAAUUAUUCUAACACCUGGUUCCAUUCAGUUUGAAAUUGUAGAGAAUGCUACCGUCGACAUUGAAAUUAUUAAGAACGAAGAAGAAUUGCAAGGAGACACUUCUUGUUCUAUUCAAAAUGAGGACGACUUACUCUGUCACAUCAUGCAACGUGAGCUGAAAAAUUCGUGGAACUGCUUAAAACCGAAUCGGGUUAGCACCAUGUGGAAAAUACUUUUGUUGAAACCAACAUCUGCUGAAGGGAAAUGGUUGUGCUGUUUUUCGUUUUUUCAUGCCAUUGCUGACGCGCAAGGCAUUAAACACUUUUUGGAAGAAUUUGCGGCAAUUUUUGAUUAUGUUCUUGGAGAACAGGAUCAAAAAACAGAGCAAGAAUUAGAAGAAGUGAGAACGAAAGCAUUGAAUGAUAUCAUCUCUGUGACACCAAUUUCCCCAAUACAAGCCCUUAUUCAAUUGGAUUCUCUUCGCCCCUCAAAACCGAGUCCUCCUCGAACUCUCAGACGAACAAGACCUUUUAAAACAGAUGUUGCUGUCGACCUUGAUAUGGGUUCAAGCUCUUUACAGACAUCCUCAAGAUCUCCAUCCACAAAUGCUUUUCCAACAUCUUCUUCAACUUGGAGUGAGAGAUCCACUAACGACGUGCCCAAUAACAAUUCAAGAACACAUCAUCAAGCCAUUAAGGACUUUCCGGUCAUGUUAGGGAAAUGGGGCAAAAUAGUAGAGUAUUCAAAAUUCGUUGGUCGAGUCAUUUCCUACAAUGGCCUUUCUCCCACCAUUACUUUUCCGCUGCAACAACCUUCCUUUCCAAAUCCCUCUUUCACAAAAGUGAAAUUGCUGAAAAUCCCUAAAGAAUUUUUUGAGAACCUCUUAAACAUCUCCAAACAACAACAAUUGACAAUGACGGCUCUUCUACAUGCAAUAUGCACUCUCGCAUGGACACUCUCGAACAGAGAGAGAAAUGAAAAAUCCAAAAACAAGUCCAAGUUUGGAUUUACUAAUUCCAUCACUGUUGACUUUAGAGAAGGAUUGUUGAUACCUCUUGGAAAAUGUAUGAAAGUGUUUCGUAAUUUCAGCUGUACCAUGUUAACCCCUGUAAAGCUUUCUCUCCCUCGAGCUUUGUUACACGAACAAAAUGAAAUUUUCAUUAAGGAAGAGAGUCUAGUUCACAACGUUUGUGAGAAUUCAAUAUCAUCCAACAACUAUACAAAGUCACAAAAAACGAACGACAUGAAUGAUCCUUUCUCUCAGAAUCACCUCUUGCGGAGUACUUUGAGGGAUCAUGAGCUCACCAUUCAUCACAAGAAACACCAUCAUGAAGAUUCUCGCAAUCUAAGAGAUGUCAUUCUAGACAUUGCUCACCAAACGAAACAUCAUUUGGAACACAAGUAUCAUGAUUCUCUAGCCGUCUAUCAAAUCGUACACAAGUUUCUUAAAUUUAAUAUCAGCCAAAAAGAAUCCUUUCAAAUAGUACUGAGCAAUAUUGGAAUUGUCGAACCAUUGGUUGGGCGAAGAGUUCGAUUUGAGCUGCUUGCUGCUUCGUAUUCUGCUUGCGGCUCUACGACUGGGCUUUCAAACGUUUUUCACACAAAUCCAAAGAGUGGAGAAAUGACCAUUUCUCUGUGUUAUUCCAAUGCCCUGGUUGAGGAUUAUGUCAACCGAUAUGCCAGCUCAAUUAUGGAAUGUAUUAAGGAACUGGUUCAUGACCAUGAAACAACAACAGUCAUGAAUCCAUCAAUUCCUUUUUCGUCUCCAGAGAAUAAUCAUCCUCAUGCUGAACCAAGUUGUAAAGGUGAGAAUCAACAAGAUCUUUCUCAUGGCAUCACUCAAAGAAAUUUGGAAGUAAGUCUUAGUGCUGGUCACGUUCCUCUCAAUAACAACAACGAAAAUCAAAGUUCACAUGAAAGCGCCUCAAGUUGUGUUCAAAUUGAUGAAUCUCAAUCUCAAUACUGA
Molecule: messenger RNA, 2460 nt
Organism: Naegleria fowleri
Lineage: Eukaryota; Heterolobosea; Eutetramitea; Acrasida; Naegleriidae
Exons: 1
Coding region: 1-2460 (819 amino acids)
Source: RefSeq, a predicted model, not a curated record